CGAUCUCUCUCUAAAACCCUUCCGAUUUUCUGACUUCUAGGGUUUUACAGCACUCUUCUGUCUUUGAACGAGCCUACACAACCACAACAGAAACCCAUCAAAAGGUCAGAGCAAUGGCUUUCCUUAGAAAAGCUGGGAGUAUAUUGGGAAGAAUCGCAAGCACUAACAUCAUCAAUUCGGAAAUCUCGUUGUCCAAGCCGUCGUUCUUACAAGCAAUAAGAUGCAUGUCGACAUCAAAACUCUUCAUCGGAGGACUUUCGUACAGCACGGAUGACACUAGCCUUAGAGAGGCUUUCGAUAAAUACGGAGAAGUUGCUGAAGCGAGGGUGAUUGUUGAUCGUGAAACUGGUAGAUCAAGGGGCUUUGGCUUCGUUACGUUUUCUUCGACUGAGGAGGCAUCUGCUGCCAUCCAAGCUUUGGAUCAACAGGAUCUUCAUGGUCGUAUGGUAAGAGUGAAUUUUGCAAAUGAAAGGGCACGUGGCGGCGGCGGUUAUGGUGGCGGCGGUGGUUACAGUGGUGGCGGCGGUGGUUACAGUGGUGGCGGUGGCGGUUACAGUGGUGGUGGCGGCGGUUACAGUGGUGGCGGUGGCGGUUACAGUGGUGGUGGCGGUUAUGGUGGUGGCGGCGGUGGUUAUGGAAACGAAGCUGCGACUGAUUCGUAUCCUGCUGCAGGUGGAGAAAGCGGUGGUGGUGGGAGCUUUGGGUAUGGUGGUGAAGGUCAGAAUUCAGGUGUUGCUGACAAUGAUAGUUAUGCCGAUAGGAGGGGAUAAACGAAGAAGCUCCAUCUUUUAAUGGAUCGUAGUUAAUUUGAGUGUUUAAGUUAGUGAAAAAGCUGCAGUGGAGUGAAAACAGCUUAUUUUAUUUGGACUAUCUUCUUAUUUAUUAUGCUUUCAACUUUUUGUUAAGUUUCCUUGGAGCAUUUGGUUAUAGCCUUCCUUGGAUGGUAUUUGGGUAUGUAUGAAUGUUUUUCAUCAGUUUUUCUGUUGGAUUUGCCUAACUGAUGUUAAUAAUGUAACUACAUCAAGGUUCAC
Molecule: messenger RNA, 1031 nt
Organism: Erythranthe guttata (spotted monkey flower)
Lineage: Eukaryota; Viridiplantae; Streptophyta; Magnoliopsida; Lamiales; Phrymaceae
Product: glycine-rich RNA-binding protein 4, mitochondrial-like
Molecular function (GO): RNA binding
Source: RefSeq, a predicted model, not a curated record